This is a messenger RNA of Colias croceus (clouded yellow), 10792 nucleotides long. Its product is annotated as peroxidasin-like. Gene Ontology annotation, molecular function: heme binding; protein binding; peroxidase activity. Gene Ontology annotation, biological process: response to oxidative stress. The record is from RefSeq and is a predicted model, not a curated record. The transcript is spliced from 7 exons. The coding region runs from base 20 to 4114 and encodes 1364 amino acids. NCBI's taxonomy places the organism in Eukaryota, Metazoa, Arthropoda, Insecta, Lepidoptera, Pieridae.
GGUACCCUCCGGCCUCGGUAUGGGGCCCCCGAGUAUCCUAAAGUACCUUCUCCUGUUCAACGCCUUCCUCCUCUCCCACGCGAUUUGUCCGCUGCGCUGUGUAUGCGAUCGCAACGCGGUCCGAUGCCUGCACCAAGACCUGCAAGCUGUGCCCAAGACGCCGCCCGAAGCCCACACGCUGGACAUCCGCUUCAACCGGAUCUACGACAUCGCUCCAGGCGUGUUCAGCCACCUGCACCGCCUGCGCUCCCUGCUGCUGAACGAUAACCAGCUCCGGGAGAUACGCUCUGGAGCCUUCCAUGGACUCCGGAGGGUGAAGUACCUGUACUUGUACAGGAAUCGGAUCCGGCAUAUCGACUCUGAUGUGUUUCAAGGCAUGGGACACUUGGAACAACUGUACUUACAUGUCAAUGAAAUACAUCAGAUUGAACCCGAAACUUUCUCCAAUUUACCACGGUUGGAACGACUGUACUUGCAUAAUAAUAACUUGAAGACCAUACCCCCUGGAUCUUUCCGAGGUUUACCGAAACUACAAAAGCUAAGGUUGGAUAGCAAUGCCCUCAUUUGCGAUUGCUCUAUGCUUUGGUUUGUUCGAAUGCUCUCCGAACACACCGAGAUGAGCAUCGCAGCUACGUGCUAUGGACCAUCUGGCACCAUGGGAUCUUCCUUAGCAACGAUGAAGGAAUCUGACUUUAGUUGCAAACGACCUGAAUUCGACCAGGAACCUGAAGAUGUCGUUAUAAACUUUGGCGAUGAUGCUAUGUUUGUUUGUUCUGCAUCUGGUGAACCGACUCCAGAAAUUAUUUGGUAUCGCGACUCCUCCGUUAUAAAUGUAGACGCGUCGAGGUAUGAAGUAAUGAAUAAUGGAACACUCAUGGUUCACCAAGCAGAUGAAAAUGAUGUCGGCAUCUUUGAAUGUACGGCUAAGAACCCAGCUGGAGAAAUACGUUCUAAGCCUGCAAGAAUGAUGAUGCAGAGUAAUGCUGAUGAAAAGGACUUUCCCGUCUUCACAGUUUUUCCGCGAAAGCAAUUGGUACAAGGCGAUCAAAAAUAUGUACGUUUCGACUGCGUCGCCACUGGCAACCCGAAACCUCAUAUAUCAUGGUUGUUUAAUGGCGACAGAAUUCUACUGUCUGAUCGACUUUCUUUGCAACACAAUGGAUCGAUUGUAAUUGAAACAGUUAAGGAAACAGACGCUGGAAACUACACUUGUGUAGCGGAAAACAUAAAUGGAAAGAUAUCAGCUUCUUGCACACUUGAAGUCAUGGUUCCGCCCGCAUUUAUUCUGGUUCCAAAGGACGAGCAAGUAGCUAUUGGCGAUAAGGUUCAAUUUACUUGCACUGCUCGUGGCGUACCGAAACCAGUCAUUACAUGGUACAGGAAUACAAUGGUACUACCUCCUAAAGAAAACAUCGUCUUGAGCGAUAAUAAUCAAAAUUUGACCAUAACUGAAGUAACCGAAGACGACGACGGCAUUUACCACUGCCGAGCUGAGAAUGCGGAAGGUUUAACUGAAAUUUCAGCCAUUUUAAAAGUACAGGAUGUGCAAAUCGUUUCACCGAAAAUUGUCACGCGCCCAGAAGAUAUUGAAGCUUAUAAAGAAACUACCAUUCAGAUGCCAUGUGAAUAUGAAAGUGAACCGCUUGCUAAUAUUGAAUGGAGAAAAAACGGGAAUAGAAUCAUACCGAAUGAAAGAUUUACGAUUACUUUAAUUGGAAGUUUGGUAAUUAAUAAUAUAACUUUAUCAGAUACAGGAAGCUACGAGUGUUCCGUCUAUAACGAUCAUGGCAGAGAUACAGCAUCUGCAUACCUUACUGUGAAAGAUCAUAUUUUACCAGGCGACGAAUAUGUCAAUAUAGCAUUGACCGAAGCAACACGCGAUGUAGAUCAGGCGAUUGCGCGAACAAUUGAACAAAUAUUUACAAAUCGAAGGGGCACAAGCGUGCACGACCUUUACAGAUUAACAAGAUUCCCAAAUGCUCCCGCUAGAGAAAUUGCAAGAGCAGCAGAAAUCUAUGAGAGAACGUUAGACAAAGUUCGUGAAUAUAUUCAAAGGGGGUUAAAGGUAACAACAGUUGAACCAUUCAAUUAUGAAAAUAUCUUGUCAACUAAGCAUUUGGAUGUUAUUUCACAUCUCUCGGGUUGUGUAGCGCAUAGAAAAGCACAAGAUUGUUCUGAUAUGUGUUUCCAUAAAAAGUAUAGGACCAUCGACGGAAGCUGCAAUAAUUUUGAGAACCCAACAUGGGGAUCAUCUUUGACGCCUUUUAGAAGAAUUCUGUAUGCGGUUUAUGAAAACGGUUUCAGUCAGCCUGUAGGAUGGAAUAAAGGAUUAAAAUAUAAUGGAUUUUCUCUACCCAGUGCCCGAUUAGUCUCUACAAAGGUUAUUUCUACCAAAAACAUAACUGGGGACGAGUAUCUAACUCAUAUGCUUAUGCAAUGGGGACAAUGGCUGGACCAUGAUUUAGAUCAUGCUUUACCAUCUGUUAGUGACCAAACGUGGGAUGGAGUUGAUUGCAAAAAGACAUGCGAUUAUGCGGCACCAUGCUUUCCAAUUGAUGUUCCUCCAAAUGACCCUCGCAUUACGAAUCGUCGAUGCAUAGAUUUUAUUAGAACGAGUGCAGUAUGUGGAUCUGGUAUGACUUCAGUCUUGUUUGGAAACCUUGAAGCUAGGGAACAAAUCAACCAAUUAACUUCUUUCAUUGAUGCUUCUCAUGUAUAUGGUUUUGAAAAAGCUGUUGCUGAAGAUUUAAGAGACUUAAGCAACGACAAUGGAACAUUACGUGUUGGAGGAACUUAUCAUGGUACAAAACCACUCCUACCAACAACAGGCAUCAAUGCUAUGGAUUGCCGGCUCAACUUAGUAGAAAGCACACGGAGCUGUUUCGUAGCUGGCGACAUACGAGCUAAUGAACAGAUUGGUCUACUAGCUAUGCACACUAUUUGGAUGAGGGAACAUAACCGAAUCGCAAACAAAUUGAAAGCCAUUAAUCCGUUCUGGGACGGCGAUAGAGUUUAUCAAGAAGCUAGAAAAAUAGUUGGUGCUGAAAUGCAAGCAAUAACUUACUAUCAUUGGUUGCCAUUGAUUCUCGGCCGCGAGGGAUAUGCCCUUCUUGGUGAUUACACUGAAUAUAACCCUGAUGUAAAUCCGUCUAUCUCUAAUGUUUUCGCAACCGCAGCCCUUAGGUUUGGACAUUCACUAAUUAACCCAAUCCUUCACCGUUAUGAUGAACAUUUUGAAACUAUUCCUCAGGGACAUUUACUUUUGCGAAACGCGUUUUUCUCACCGUGGAGACUUGUUGACGAAGGAGGAGUUGACCCACUUAUAAGAGGUAUGUUUAUGACACCCGUGAAAUUGAAAACCCCUACACAGAACUUGAACUCGGAACUCACUGAGAAACUCUUCCAUACAGCUCACGCCGUAGCACUAGAUUUAGCUGCUAUUAAUAUCCAAAGGGGACGCGAUCAUGCUAUUCCUCCAUAUACCAAAUGGCGUAGUGUUUGUAACAUGUCGGAAGUAAAUGAUUUUGAUGACUUAGCGGGUGAAAUAUCGGACAAAGGCGUCAGGGACAAGUUGAAGGAACUUUAUGGAUCUGUACACAAUAUCGAUGUAUGGGUAGGUGGUAUCUUGGAAGAUAUGUCUAAAGGUGCUAAAGUUGGACCACUUUUCCGGUGCAUUCUUAUAGAGCAAUUUAAACGUUUACGGGACGGCGACCGACUGUGGUUUGAAAACCCUCUCACAUUUAAACCGGAUCAGUUCAAAGAAAUUCAAAAGACUAAUUUGGCUCGAAUUCUCUGUGAUAAUGGCGACAAUAUUGACACGAUUGGUGAGAACGUAUUUAUAUUGCCCGAAAUACAAGAUGGCCUAACAUCAUGCGAAGAUCUUCCCUCGAUUGAUUUAAGAUAUUGGAUGGAUUGUGAAUCUUGCAACGACGAUCAUGACAUAGAAAAGACACGAGUGCGACGAGCGGCUGCAAUGGAUCCCAACCAUAACCAGCUGAUUGAAAAUGACCACCGCUUGGAAAUUCUGGAAGAAUCUCAAAAUGAUUUAUAUAAAAUUAUUGAAGAUCUGCAAAGGAAGGUGGAGUAUCUCGAGAAUACUUGCCAAAAGGUGUAAAUUAUUUUGCAUAAUAGAAAACGCCUCUAUGUAAAUAUUCAAUUAGAAUAGAUUUUGUUCCAAAUUCGUAGAGAUAAUUAUACAAUUAAUGUUAACCUCGAUGUAGUAGAGACUUUACAGAGAGCAAACACAAUCACAAAUACCAUUCCGUGGUUGGUAAGUAAAGUUUUUAAUGAUUGAGCUUAACUCAUAUAAAUGUCGAAAAAAAAUUAAAAAACAAAAAAAAAGUAAAAUACGAAUACAAAAAUACAAAAAAACAUUGGUGUUUAGACAGUUAGAGCCGUGGAAUCUAUCUGACGACAAAGCAUGCCUACCGGACUUGAUCAUGAAUUAAAUUGACCAUUAUUAUUGGACAAUUAUUAUAAUACUAUAAGUUUAUAUAAUAUAAAAAAGAACAAAAAAACAAAAAAAAAAUGUAUAGAUUGUUAAGAACCGUGAUACGCAAACCGACGACUGAGACUCCCAAACGGUACUGAUUCUGCAACCUGCAUUUAUGUGACAUUGGACAAUUACCUACAUGGACCUAAUUAUAGCAACGGUACAAAAAGAGACAGAUCGGAAAUUAAAAUACUUUUUUAUUAUAUUACAUAGCUAUAAAAAAUAUUUUAAUGUCGCGUUUCUUUUUUCUACCGUUACUCUAAUACUGCCCAUGCGUAAAAUAUAUUAUGUGUACUUACUUAUAAAAAUAAAAAUCCAAAAAAUCCAAAAAAAAAAGUCAUAAAAGUCAGUGGAAAAAUAAAAUAAAAAAGUGUCUCGAUGUUGUAGAUGUUAGCGGAGGUUCUAUUUUUUUUCUGUUUACCCAUAUUUUUAAUACGUCGGAAAAUAUACAAUAAAUCUAUACUCUCCUAUGUGGUCCAACUAUUUAAGAAUUUAUUUUUAAUCUAAUUAUAUUAAAUCCUAAGAUUAGUUACUAAAACUCGUCUGAAGUUUUUACUAAUGUUGCUAUGGAAAAUAUUAACUGUAUUAUUUAUGGUUGACUUGUUUUUAAGUAUUUAUUGCAGGGUUUUCUAUUUACAAUUACUAUGUUAAUUAUCCGACCUCUAGCUGUUAUAUAGAUAAGUAGAUAGGUACAGUAGUUCGUUCAAAAUAUUGAUGUUCGGUGUCUAUUUACUCUAAAGUAACAUAUAGAAAUAGAUGUAAGUCGUUAUGAUCAUUUUAACGUACGUUGCCUAAUUUACAGCCUUUUUAUCCUAAUUUAACUUUAGUUCAUUUUGAUUUAAUGAAUUAUUAUGACCUGUCUUUAAUUUUACCAACAUAACUUUCAGUCAGUAUUACAAUACAUUGCAUUUAUUAUUCGUGAUGAUCCGCAAUUUUUUUUAUUUUUUAUUAAGAUUCGCAUAUUUUGUUGAGUUGUUUAACUAAAAUAAGCACAGUAAUCAUUAUUAUCAGGUUCCGUCCUUGUUCAAAAUUUUGGGGUUAGUGACGAUAUUGGAAGGUACCUAAAUAAAGGUCAGUCUAAAUGAUGAGAAUGGACAUAUUCGAAAUAUUAAAAUGUAAUAGCACACUUUGAAAUUUUUCUUUUCUUUACGUAGUUGCGCGCGUAACAUAUAUUAUUUGCGCUUUUAACUGUUAUGCGGUAAUUAAAGAAUUCGGGAAAAGAUAUUAAAACAAUAAAAAAUCUAGGCAAUCAAAAUAUAAAUUUAAUAAAAUUCAAAUUGGUAUUAAUCUAGACAAUCAAAAUAAAAAUUUGAUAAAAUUCAAAUUGAUAGUCUAUGGCUGCAAUUUUGAAACCGGUGAAAGCGACAACGGCUGUUUGUUUUGGUAACUUUACGCGAUUUUUAUUUAUUUUUUUUGUUAUACCUAAGCUGCAUUCAACUUUUGUAUAAACAAAAAAAAAAAGCGGGCCAUACAUUUUCAGAGGCCGAACCUCUGCAAAUGUUCCAGGGCGGAGUGGUCGUUUACCAUCACGCGAUUCACCAGCUCAGUAACUGCGCCCGCUUUUCCAUAAAAAACAAUCUUGUUAUUUUUUUUAAGUGGGGAAAUCUUGCAUAGAUACCCACGACCCCCGGGGAAGGAGCCGUGGGUUAUGUCGGAUUCUAACCGACUAAACUUUACUGUUUUCCGUCUACCCGCUGGUAUUGGUUGGAAUUUUUCCGCGACAUAAUCGUGUUUCCUACGUGAAGUCAACAAAGCAAAUAGUCAGUGCCUGGCGCUGCCACUGGUUUUAGAAUAACUCCCUUCUCUUUGUCUUCCCUUACACCAAUUCGAAUACAGUCAGUAUCAAUACCUCGUAGGAACCCUUUAUUAAUCUCUGGAUAGACUCUGAUACGGAUAUUACGACCUUACUGGGAUUGAUAACCACAGAUUGACUGUGAAAUUCUGUUUAGGUACGUCUUGAAUAUAAGACGUAAUUAAUCCUGAACCAAUUCAAUGUUCUCAAACGGAGUAUUGCAGCUUAAAUAAUACAUAAAAUCUAAAUACCAUGUGGAUAGGCACAAAUAAUAUUCCGAUAAAUUUGAGUCAUCAAUGUUAGGAUACUAACAUCCGCGUCGCCUAUUCCGAAUUAAGCGGUCCCUAAAUUCUGAAGUUCAUAUACGAGUAAGAGUUGAUUACCAUGAAAUAUUACCGAUAAAAUCACAUCACAAUUAUGCGCAUGAUUGAUGCUUUUUAGCAAAUAUGUGUCUAUAAUAGUCAUUAAUGUUAAAAAAAAAUAAUCAUGUAUUCUAGUGUUUAAGAUUAGCAUAAGUACUUAUUGUCGCUUUGUCGUGGUAUGUCCAAAAGUUCUGGCUCCGUAACAACAGUAUCAUUAGGCGUGAAUAAAUUUGUUGUUAACUGAUAAAAAUCUUUCAAAACAACGUGGAAACUUUGUUUUACUCAUCAGAUAUUUCCGUUAUAUUAUUAUAAUGUGAAAAUGCUUGGGGAUAAUCCAGAGAAAUAGUAAAAUAAAUAAGAUUGAAAAGGUCACAGUUAAAAUAUCUACGAAGAUAUAUUUCACAAAUCCAGGUAAAUUGUUCACGUAAUCUAUUUUCACUAAGCUAACAUCAUAAAUUAACUCUACACUUGAAAGUCACAGCCACUCAUUCGAACACAAUAAAAACUCAUUAAGCCUUAAGGCUUCCGCAAUUUAUCACUAUUGUACGAGUAUAAAUGAACCGAGAGCGAGGACUACCUGUGAUUGUGGGUAAACUAAGGCACUGUUCACGAGGAGAUAGCCUCGAGCUGCAUAUUAGAGCUAAAACUUAAACAUAUCGUGCUACAAUGAAAAACAGGUUAUCGACGGAAAGUUAACAGUCACGUUGCAAAGUAUGAGUUUGUAGUUGUUAUACUAUGCAUCAGUUGAGAGUAAAGUGUGUAUGCUAAAUUGUACAUCGUCCUAACGCUUCCAUGUUCAACGUUAACAAAUUCUAAUGUUUUAAAAGCGAGUGUUACAAACUUACGACUAAAUUCGUACAUGCCUUCACAAAAAUAAUAGGAGCGCUUUAUACACAAUGUAUAGAAUACAGAAUUUCAUAAGGGAGCCGCUAAAGGAAUUAUUGUACAAUGAUACAAAACAAAUUUAACAUGUCCAAUGAUAUUGUUGUUAAAUGUGUUUUGAAAUAACUUGGUUGUGGUUAUUCCGAAUUCACCUUAUUGAUACCUAUAAUAAUAUGGUAUCUAUUAUUGAAUAAUAAAUUAUUUAUUUUUACCAAACGUUCUCAAAAACGAAGGGGGUUCUAAAUCGAACUGUUUUUUUUUGUUAACGAAUAACGCACGGGCGUUUUAUCGAAUGACAUGAUUAUUUUCGUUAGAAUUUGGAGUUAGAGAGAGUUAGAAUGUUAACCUCCCUUUUUAAAACAUUUUUCUAAAAUCGACCUUUGAUAAAAGCAAUUACUUAACUAAAGAAGAUCAAGAAUUUAUUAUCUCUUUAAUAACGCUUUUGCAGGACCCUCAAUCAACCACGAACCAAAUUAUUUUAACUGCACAAUCUAAAUGUAUUCUAGAUUUUAGACCUAUUACCAUAACCGUAGGAUUUUAUAUAGGUUUGUUCCCGGUGAUGAAGGGUAUUAAGAGAGAUUGUAUUUUUGGGAUGUGUUUAUACCUAGGUAAAUUGUAAAUUACAUUUUAAAAAUAAAAUUUGAAAUGCUUGCGUCCACAAUAUUUUGCCUUUUGGCAUAUGUAAGGGGAUGCGUACCCAUUAAUUUCGCAAAAUUAGCUGUUCAUUUUUCUUUAAUUAUAUCCCAUUUCAAAACGGUCCUCUGUGAUCGAAAGAAUAAAAUCAAAUCAUUUGUUUUAAUAAAAAUGCUUAUUUACGCUUAACGUUCCUGGAACAUUUGAGUACCUAGGUACAUAAAAGGUGAUAAAAAUGAUGACUGAUUACAUAAGGUAGAGAUUGUAAGACCUAAUAGGAAUUGAGGAUACCUUCAAUGUAGAAAGAAUGAUCGAAUUUCUGACGUCAAUUAAGAUAAAAUUUAAGCUUGAAACACACGGAGAUUGCUAUAAAUUCACGAAGUUAAAAGAAUCUGGUAAAGACUAAAGGUCCGACAACAUUUAUUCUGCAUCCUAGAAUUCGCAUCGGCACCUAAAAUUAAAUAUAAAAAUUAGUGCAAGAGCUAUUGACCCGAUAUUUGGUUUUUGGUAUUAAGAUGUUAUUGGAAAAUAUUUACAGGUGAUCCAAGUAAAUUAGGAUGAAUAAUUUAAAAGCAAAUGUUGUCGCGGAUAACGUCUUUUUAUCCCUACCUAGGUGUGCUCAUCACCGUUGUUAGGAGUUUGUCACUUAUCUUGUAGUUAAGCCUGAAUCUUUUGGACAUUACUAUUCUAUGGUGUGUUAUGGAUUCAUCUAGAAGCUGGCAAUUGUAAACAGGAUGAUAAAUAUUUUGUUAUACAAUUAUAAUAAUUUAAAUGUAAGUAAUAUUAAUGUCAUUUUGUUAUGAUCACUUGUACCUACACACAAUUUAAAAUUAAGUACUUUAUGGCAACUCCACAUUUGUGUCGUGAAGCUCAAAUUUUAGAAGCAGCUUCUACCUACGUCAAUUUCAAGGCAAGUUUCAAGAUCAAUUGCGAGCAUCCUAUGAAUGUGGAGGACACGACUUAUACCGAAUCUUAAUGAACGUGUGUACAAGCUAAUAACAUUAAUUAAUUUAUCUUAUGGGCACUCCAUACAAGGGACAGCGAUGGCACAACAAAAUAUGGUCGUCGACGUUUGCCGCCAAUACGGCGAUUAAAAAUAAACACCUACUAUGACGGCCGAUAGACAUUUUAGGCCCUCUACACUAUCGUGAUUGCUUCUACUUCUAGGUACUCGCCUAACGCUGCCCAUUGUGUGAAGGACCCAUUACGUGUGUACAUAUUUUAUGAUUUCAAUUUAUAUUAAUUGUUCAUUUAUAAAAAUUGUUAAACUUAUUUUAUAUGAAAAUAUUCAUAAGUACCUAAGUAUCCAACUACAAUAGAAUAAUCUGGAAAAUUGUACAAGAUAAUAAUAUUUUAAUAGGCGGGUCCACACAGAGCGAGAAGCCUCGUGAGGCCAUUGCUACGAGAAGCAGCUGCCGGCUUUGUCUGUGUGGACGUGGCUUUGCAGAGGAAAUGGCCCUCAUACAAAAUUACGAUUUUUCAUUGAAAAUAUCUGUGAGCUCGCACGAAUGCACAGCAAGAACUUUCCAUCUAAUUACUAACUAGCUGCAACGGUAGUAAGUGAUGGGCUACUACUACCAAUCAUCAACACAUCCACACGGAUUCGUAUCGCAAGUUCCUACGAUGUGGUGCGAUAUUGCAUCACAUCGCAGUUAUUUAUGGGAGACCAAAAUCGCGACAUACGAGAUUUCCUCCGCUGAGCCAUGUCAACACAGACCGAGCUUUGCGAACCUGCUCGCUCUGUGUGGAACCGCCUAUUGUCAAAUGAUUUUAUGCACGGAUAUCUGUUUCUAUAAAUAUCAAAAUACAAUUGAGUUUUCUGGUUUCUUGUAACUACUUACUGUUUUAUGAAAAAUCGACAAUACAUUCCAAUCAAUUAACUAAUUAUUUAUAAUGGCCAGUCGGUAUGCUUUUUAACUUUAUGUAUUCUGAACUUCUUUGUAAUGGGUUGCCGAAACGGUACAAAGGCUUUAGACAGGAUUUCUUGUGACAGACGCGGGUUUAAUGUCUGAAGACCAAGCUGAUUUGAAGAGCACUAAUUGUUUUACACCUUGUAGGUACUUGAGAGUCAAGCGAAUGAGAGAACGAUUUUACCGUCUAGGGAACGCUCUAUCUUUGGCUACAACACCGCUUACCAGCAGGCGAGAUCGUGGGAAAGUUCUUCCUUUUGAUAAAAAAAAAAGAAAUGUUAUUGACAAUUCAUAACAAUCAUGCGCCCUCUUCAUAUUGUACAAUGUUGGUCCAACAAAUGUUUGGCGCCAUUACGGAUAUUAUGAAUAAUCAUCUACAUUCUACUAUGUCGACCGAUCAUACACAUUAAUUAGGAUCUCUACUAUUCUCUACACUAUCGUGAUUGCCUCUACUCGGCCAACGCUGCCGAUUGUGAAGAGGGCCCAGCAAAAAGCGCACACGCCAAACUUAUUUAAUCUGUUGUCAAUAAUUAUUGUAUAUCCAAGAUCCUAAUCUGAACUUUUGUGAUCGUAUCGGGAGCCUUAAACAAAUUUCAUAUUUAUCAUCCUGUAAAAUAAAAGUAAUAAAUACUAAAACACAAAGGAGUGGUUUUUUAUGGCGCUACUAUUUUACGAUAUUGAUGUUCGGUGUGUAGUGAAAAAAAAUAAAUAAAAAACCCAA